Molecule: messenger RNA, 3447 nt
Organism: Linum tenue
Lineage: Eukaryota; Viridiplantae; Streptophyta; Magnoliopsida; Malpighiales; Linaceae
Source: the annotation of a GenBank genome assembly
AUGACCACGCCGGCGACGGGACCGCCACCACCGCGCACGGUCCGCAAGCUACUAGUGGAAGUCAUCGAAGCGCGCGACCUCCUCCCCAAAGACGGCCAGGGGAGCUCCAGCCCCUACGUCAUCGCCGACUUCGACGGCCAGCGGAAGCGCACCUCCACCAAGUACCGCGACCUCAACCCCGUAUGGAACGAGCCGCUCGAGUUCCUUGUCUCCGAUCCAAACAACAUGGACCACGAGGAGCUCGACAUCGAGGUCCUCAACGACAAGCGCUUCGGCAACGGCAGCGGCCGCAAGAACCACUUCCUCGGCCGGGUGAAGCUCUACGGCUCCCAGUUCGCGAGGCGCGGAGACGAGGGGCUCGUCUACUUCGCCCUCGAGAAGAAGAGCGUCUUCAGCUGGAUCCGCGGCGAGAUCGGGCUGAGGAUCUGUUACUACGACGAGAUGGUCGCCGAUGGCGACGAUCAGCCCCCUCCACCGCAAGAACAGCAGCAACCGCCGGAGAAUCACGACGGUCAGCCGCCUCCAGAUCAGCCUCCGCCGCCUGUUGUGGUGGUGGAAGAAGGCAGAGUUUUCCAAGUCCCUGGUUCAGGCGACAUCGGGCACAGCCAGAGGCAUAACAAUUACUACGGCCCCGACGGAGGAUCUUACUCGCCGCCGGUCGUCGUUGUGGAAGAAUCGCCGCCUCCGAUUGUUCACGUCCACUCCGGCGAGCCGCCGCCGGGUCCGCAUCCUGAACCUCCGCCAGAGAUGCAGUAUCCCCUGCCUCCCGAAGCCAGAGGGAUGCACGGCGCAAGAAUGGUGAGCGGUGGCGGCGAGCGAGUUAGGGUUUUGAAAAAGCCAAACGGCGAUUACUCUCCCAGGGUGAUUUCUUCUCGAGUUCCCAGCGACACGGAGAGGAUUCAUCCUCUAGAUCUGGUUGAGCCGAUGCAGUAUCUGUUCAUCAGAAUCGUGAAGGCGCGUGGAUUGUCGCCGAAUGAGAGCCCCUAUGUGAAAAUCAGGACAUCCAAUCACUACGUCAGAUCUAAGCCGACGAAUUACCGCCCCAGCGAGCCGCCCGACUCGCCCGAGUGGAACCAGGUCUUUGCUCUCCCCCACAACAGGCCCGACUCGGCGAGCACGACUCUGGAAAUAUCUGUUUGGGACGCUCCGACGGAGCAAUUUCUCGGCGGAGUUUGUUUCGACCUUUCCGAUGUCCCCGUCCGCGAUCCGCCGGACAGUCCGCUCGCUCCUCAAUGGUACCGUCUCGAAGGCGGUGAGCAAAAUUCAGGCCGAGUCUCCGGCGACGUGCAGCUCUCCGUCUGGAUCGGGACUCAAGCGGACGACGCGUUCCCGGAGGCGUGGAGCUCCGACGCGCCGUACGUCGCUCACACCCGCUCGAAGGUUUACCAAUCUCCCAAGCUCUGGUACUUGCGAGUCACAAUAAUCGAAGCUCAAGAUCUGAACAUUGCCCCCAAUCUCCCUCCCUUAACAGCGCCGGAGAUCCGAAUCAAAGGCCAAUUAGGUUUCCAAUCCGUCAGAUCCCGGCGCGGCUCGAUGAACAAUCACAGCGCGUCGUUUCACUGGAGUGAAGACAUCAUUUUCGUCGCCGGCGAGCCGCUGGAGGACUCGCUGGUCUUGCUGGUGGAGGAUCGGACGACUAAGGAAGUAACGCUGCUCGGACACGUCAUCGUUCCGGUGAGCUCGAUCGAGCAGCGGUUGGAUGAGCGCCAGGUGGCAUCAAAAUGGUUCACAUUAGAAGGCGGAGCAAGCAGCUUGGGCCCCGAACCAGGCCCGCCGGGGCCUGGCCCAGAUGGCGGUGGGUCCAUGUACUGUGGGAGGCUCCACCUCCGUCUUUGCUUGGAAGGAGGAUAUCAUGUGCUGGACGAAGCGGCGCACGUGUGCAGCGACUUCCGCCCCACGGCGAAGCAGCUGUGGAAGCCGGCCGUCGGAAUCCUGGAGCUGGGGAUUUUAGGCGCUCGCGGGUUGCUCCCGAUGAAGAACAAAGGUGGAGGGAAAGGCUCCACCGAUGCCUACUGUGUCGCCAAGUAUGGGAAAAAGUGGGUCCGCACCAGAACCGUCACGGACAGCUUUGAUCCACGCUGGAACGAGCAGUACACGUGGCAGGUCUACGACCCGUGCACGGUGUUGACCAUCGGCGUGUUCGACAACUGGCGGAUGUUCGCCGACCCGACGGAGGAGAGACCCGACUGCCGAAUCGGUAAGGUCCGAAUCCGCGUCUCGACCCUGGAGAGCAAUAAGGUUUACACCAAUUCGUAUCCUCUGUUGGUCUUGUUCAGAGGCGGGUUGAAGAAGAUGGGCGAGAUUGAGAUCGCGGUCCGGUUUGCCUGCCCGAAUUUGCUGCCCGAGACCUGUGUGGUCUACGGGCAGCCGAUGCUUCCUCGGAUGCACUAUCUCCGACCGCUGGGAGUGGCUCAGCAGGAGGCCCUGCGUGGCGCGGCCACCAAAAUGGUCGCCCAGUGGCUCGCCCGGUCGGAGCCUGCGCUCGGGCCGGAAGUGGUCAGGUACAUGUUGGAUGCCGAUUCGCAUACGUGGAGCAUGAGGAAGAGCAAGUCGAAUUGGUUUCGGAUCGUGGCGGUUCUGGCCUGGUUGGUCGGUUUGGCGAAAUGGUUGGAUGAUAUUCGGCGGUGGAGAAACCCGGUGACCACGGUUCUGGUCCACGUGCUGUACUUGGUUCUGGUUUGGUUCCCGGACCUGAUCGUUCCGACCGGGUUUCUCUACAUUUGCCUGAUCGGAAUCUGGUACUACCGGUUCCGGCCCAAGAUCCCAGCGGGGAUGGACAUAAGGCUGUCCCAGGCGGAGACGGUCGAUCCGGACGAGCUGGACGAGGAAUUCGACACGAUCCCGAGCUCGAAACCGCCGGAGGUGAUACGUGCGAGGUACGACCGGCUGAGGAUGCUGGCGGCGAGGGUGCAGACGGUGCUGGGGGAUUUUGCGACGCAAGGGGAGAGGGCGCAGGCGCUGGUGAGCUGGAGGGACCCGCGGGCGACGAAGCUGUUCAUAGGGGUGUGUUUCGGGAUUACGAUAGUGCUGUACCUGGUCCCGCCGAAGAUGGUGGCGGUGGCGCUGGGGUUCUAUUAUUUGAGGCACCCCAUGUUCCGGGACCCGAUGCCGCCGGCGAGCCUGAACUUCUUCCGGCGGCUGCCCAGCUUGUCCGAUCGGAUUAUCAAGUUGGCGAUAGCUCGAUGGAAGAUCCAGAUUAAGAGUAUCCAGAACUCGACGAACUGGCAGGUGACUUACUCUAAGCGCCGCAAAGGGCUCUUCAAGAAGGCCAACGAGCUCACCGUCCUCUGCAACGCCAAAGUCUCCAGCACCGGUAAGCUCCACGAGUUCAUCAACCCCGCCGCCACGUCAGUCUACAUCACCUCUACUUUCAUUCAAUCUCUCCCUUCCUCUCUCCGAAACCCUAGAUUCCCGAUUCCAGAUGAGAGCGAGCUGAAUCCGAGUUGA